AUGCAUCCGAUUCUGCGACGUCUUCUCCUUGACGAAUGUCAGUGUUGGGAUGCAGAAAGUAAGAGGAGCUACGAAGACCUGUUCGAAAAGUUGGACACGAAUAAAGAUGGGAAAGUUGACGUCGCUGAGCUGAGAGCGGGUCUCACAGCUAUGGGCAUAACAUUCCGCAAAGGUGCUGCUCAGAAAAUAGUUGCUUCUGGAGACCAAAACAAGGAUGGCAGCCUUGACUUCAAUGAAUUCUCAAAAUACCUAAAAGACCACGAGAAGAAACUGCGUCUGGCAUUUAAAAGUUUGGACAAGAACAAUGAUGGUCGGAUUGAUGCCUCAGAGAUUCAGCUGUCCCUGGGAGAACUGGGUAUUGAUAUUUCCAAGGAGGAGGCUCGAAAGAUCUUACAGAGUAUUGAUAUUGAUGGCACAAUGACUGUGGACUGGAGUGAAUGGAGGGAGCACUUCUUGUUCAAUCCUGCCACAAACCUUGAAGAAAUCAUCCGAUACUGGAAACACUCCUCGGUGCUUGAUAUUGGCGACAGUCUUGCCAUUCCUGAUGAGUUUACAGAUGAGGAGAGGACCACGGGAGUGUGGUGGAGGCAGCUGGUUGCAGGUGCAAUGGCAGGGGCAGUCUCUCGAACGGGCACAGCCCCUCUAGACAGAAUGAAAAUUUUUAUGCAGGUUCAUGCAUCCAAGUCAAACAAAAUCAGCCUGGUUGAUGGCUUCAAACAGAUGAUCAAGGAGGGGGGAUUUACGUCACUGUGGCGAGGGAAUGGUGUCAACGUCUUAAAAAUUGCCCCAGAGACAGCCAUCAAGUUUAUGGCCUAUGAACAAUAUAAAAAGCUUCUGUCAUCGGAUGGGGAGAAAAUACAGAUUCACCAGAGGUUCAUGUCAGGAUCACUUGCUGGGGCCACAGCCCAAACUGCCAUCUAUCCCUUGGAAGUCAUGAAGACCCGACUGGCCCUGAGAAAAACUGGCCAGUAUUCCGGAAUGUUAGACUGCGCCAGAAAGAUUCUAAAAAAAGAAGGACUGAAGGCUUUCUAUAAAGGCUAUGUCCCCAACAUACUGGGCAUUAUACCUUAUGCAGGGAUUGAUCUAGCUGUUUAUGAGAGCCUAAAGAAUGCCUGGUUGUCGCGUUAUGCCAAAGACACUGCUAAUCCAGGAGUCACAGUUCUGCUGGGCUGUGGGACUAUCUCCAGCACGUGUGGGCAGCUUGCAAGCUAUCCCCUUGCUUUAGUGCGUACACGGAUGCAAGCACAAGCCUCUUUGGAUAAAGCUGACCAGGCAACAAUGCGCUCCCUGUUAAGCACCAUCAUAGCCAAGGAGGGUUUCUUCGGAAUGUACAGGGGUAUUCUCCCCAAUUUCAUGAAAGUCAUCCCUGCAGUUAGCAUUAGCUAUGUCGUUUAUGAGUAUACUAAAAAUGCACUGGGAAUAUCUUGA
Molecule: messenger RNA, 1428 nt
Organism: Chanos chanos (milkfish)
Lineage: Eukaryota; Metazoa; Chordata; Actinopteri; Gonorynchiformes; Chanidae
Product: calcium-binding mitochondrial carrier protein SCaMC-1-like
Exons: 10
Coding region: 1-1428 (475 amino acids)
Biological process (GO): transmembrane transport
Cellular component (GO): mitochondrial inner membrane
Molecular function (GO): calcium ion binding
Source: RefSeq, a predicted model, not a curated record